AUGAGUUUGGGCACUGGAGCUGGGAUUCCUACGACAGCAGACGAGUGGGCAACUAUUCAAGAAAAAAUUGAGUUACACGCCCGCUCACCCUACAGCAUCAAAGAUAAGCGCGUGCUAUGGUGUCAAGGUAUAAUAGUCCUUUUGAGUGGUGUGCUGUAUUUAAUCAGUCUCUUGCGUCGAGCCACUCUCAACGGUAUUUGGUGCUUCAAGAAGGACGUCGAGGGAUACUGGCAUCCUAAUGUUCAUGUUGCAAUUCCCAUCGUAACCAUUGCCCACGCCGCUGUCCAAACAGCUGGCAUUGGUUUAAUUGUGAUCGCUGAUGCUCCGGAAGACAAGGUGCCCACCAUCGUAGCUUUGAAUCUUACUGCAUGUAGUAUGCUAUACUAUGCUGGAUGGACAAAAGUAUGGGCAGUCCUCUACGCCCUACCAUCCUCCAUCUUUCGGUUGCGCCGAAGAGAUGUCCUUGGCUCCACAGCAAUGAUCACCAAACGUCGCAUUCUUUCUCCCAACAUUUUCAAUAGAUUCAUUCUGGCAGGAUAUUUAGUCGGCAUGCUCCCCAUACCGUGGCUCACAUUUACGGUCUAUUGGGUACAGAAGAUAUUAGAUCGAUUACAAAAUUUCCGAAUUACAGCUCAACACUUAAUUAUCAAUCUGUCCAUCAACGAAACCCCAGGUACCAGCUUGCUCAUGGCAUUGAGAGCGGCAUCUGAGAUCAAAAACUUACGAAAAGCUCAAGAGAAGGCUUUACAAAACCUUCGAAUUUUCUCUGGCGUGUGGCUUGCCAUCUCAGUUGCCGCACUCUUCAUUUUCCUCGGCGGUUCUUUUGCCCUCCUGCUCGCAUUGACUGGACAAAUUGAGAUAUUGACGAAAAUCCAAAAGCAGCGUGAGCUGUUGAUUAGUGGCAAUCGGUCUGAUUUUCCGACGAAGUCCUCACAGGCAGCGAAAAAUAUACAGACCCAUGGGGAAGAAGGCAAACUUUCCCGCCCUGGUUUCCUAUCUCGCCUCAAAACUUGGAUACCAACCCUAGGUGAUGAUGAUGAUGAUGAUGACCUUUUGGGAAUGCCACCAACGACCACACCACCUUCAUAUCACAUAUCGAGAGCCGACGAGCUAGUGAAAGGCUCAGCUCGGAUGUCAUACCUCUACGACAAUGCCAAUCAGGUAAAUCAUGCCUCCCGUAAAAAUCACAAGCAGUUAGUCAGUUAUUGCGUCCGGUUUGCAUGGCAAGCUGUGUUCUGCACCGUGAUAGCAACUUCCUAUAUUGUCCUCAACAUUUUUGUUGUUUUCAAUGUACUGGAUGCGCCCCGAUCGAUUACUCUGAGCCAGCUUCUUCGUACUAUCGAGCAAUGGGCAGCAUGGUCUUGGGGCGGUGGCCCCGGCGCAGUCUUAGGGUUCCUUGCUUGCAUCGUCGCCUUUUCCAAAAACCCGGUCCUCCCACAAGAGCCGGAAAAGGGCCCACCCGCUGCUGAUCAAGAUGAUAUCGACGAAGACGACGAUCACGACACUCGGUCUCGUCAACAUGCCCUCACGGCAGAAAAGCUUCACAUGCACGGCACCCGAGAUAUUGUGGCUUUUCCUGUCUCGCCUAAACGACCAGACGCAGCUCUCACUGAUCCGAGUGGCUUAGGAAGCUGGAAAGGGAUUCGCCCAAAGAUGAGCUUUGGAUCGAACUCCCAAAUUUCGCUCUCUGCGCCCAGUCGCAACCAGGAGACCUCGUCAGAAACCAGCGCAAAAUUCAGUCGGACGCAAUCGCCUUUUCAGAUUCUGAGUCUCACAAAUUCAAAUUUCGUGAGGUUGAAGCCGGCCAAACCAUAUCCACUGGCCCAUCUGACAAAGUCAGGCUCCCACUACCAGCCAUCUCACCUGUUCACAUCCAACCCACAGGAAUGCGCCACAGGAUCACCACUUGCAGAUACAUCGUCCCCACAUUCCCCGAAACCCUUCCAAAUCCGAACGCAGCGUAGUUACCCCAUGCCAGUCCAAGUUCCCCGAUCACAAUCUGGCGAUUACGAUCAUUUUCCCCGAAGUCCGGGAGCUCAACGGAUCGAUAUCGAAAGCUCGGCUAGCCGAGGUCACUUUGAUGCUAUCCAUCAGCUCAGGCAGCGACAAUGA
This is a messenger RNA of Puccinia graminis f. sp. tritici CRL 75-36-700-3, 2112 nucleotides long. RefSeq lists its product as uncharacterized. The transcript is spliced from 4 exons. NCBI's taxonomy places the organism in Eukaryota, Fungi, Basidiomycota, Pucciniomycetes, Pucciniales, Pucciniaceae. The record is from RefSeq and is a predicted model, not a curated record. The coding region runs from base 1 to 2112 and encodes 703 amino acids.